CCUGAGCAGCCCAGUCAUGAGGCCGCGUCGACAGCCGACGGUGGAAUAAGUGUCCAGCGAGUGUCCGACUGCUCCCGUGCGAAACCCUCUUCGGACAGACUUGUGGUGGCGAAAAAAACAUGAUUUUGAGACGAGCAAUGUUUCGUUGCUAGCGCGGAUUACUUUUUCACCCUGAGGAGAUGAUGCGAACCUUGAUUGUUGCCAUCGCCCUGACCGUCCAGGUGGGCGUGGCGACGGACCUGGUGAUCCAGAUCCCGGGCAACCCGAGCUCCGAGGGGGGCAUCUACCGGCUCGACUACGACCCCCCGCGGGGGCUGCCGCCCCCGAACGCCACCUUCUCCUCCAGGGACAUCCGCAACGACACGAUCGCGUUCAGGAACGGCCUGCCCGGCACGCUCUACUCCUUCAAGCUCUUCUACACCAACUCCACCUUCAACGACCUCCUCACCUGGCGCGCCUCCAUCAUCACCCCACCGGACCCACCGUCCAAUUUGUCAGUGACGGUCGCGAGUGGCGACUCGGCGCAGAUCAACUGGAGCCCUCCCAAGCAGGGAGGAUUCACCGGCUACAAACUCAAGGUGGUUCCUUUGCCUGAGGUGGCGAACAGCGCGCGAAUCUUCGAGAGCAGCCAGUCGAAUUUCAACCUGCAGAAUUUGACCUCGGGCGCCUCUUACCAGGUGCAGCUCUUUUCCGUCUACGAUGGCAAGGAGAGCAUCGCCUACACCUCCCACAACUUCACCACAAAGCCGAACACUCCUGGCAAGUUCAUCGUGUGGUUCAGAAAUGAAACGACGCUGCUCGUUUUGUGGCAACCGCCGUUCCCGCCCGGCGAGUUCGACUACUACAAGGUGUCGAUCGAGCCGCCGGACGCGCGGGAAAGCGUGUUGUACGUGAAGGACGAGGGCGAGCCGCCGGGGCCGGCGCAGGCCGCGUUCAAGGACCUGGUGCCGGGCAGGGCGUACAACAUCUCGGUGCAGACGAUGAGCGACGGCGAAGUGUCCAUCCCGACCACCGCGCAGUACCGCACCGUGCCCGAGCGACCCCUCAGCGUCUCCUUCGACGACAACAGCAUCACCUACAACUCCUUCAGGGUCGUCUGGGACGCGCCGGCAGGUCAAAGCGAAUUCGACAAGUACCAGAUUUCGCUGACGGGGAUGCGUCGACCGGCGCCCGUCAUCAAGGGCAAGGAGAGUCCGCGCAUCCUCGAGUUCAGGGACGGCCUCGAGCCGGGCAAAACGUACCAGGUCAGCGUCAAGACCAUGUCGGGCAAGGUGGCCAGUUGGCCCACCAGCGCCAACAUCACCCUCGUUCCUCUGAGCGUCAUCAACCUCAGCUCGAGCACCGACGAGGAGACCGGUGACGUCAUCAUCAAGUGGACGCCCAACCCGGCCAGCUUCCAAGACUCGUACAAGCUGAGUUAUCACGAGGUGGACACAAACAACGGCGACCGGGACACAAACACGGUGGUGGUUGAGGACUCGAGCAUCCGGCUCGAGUCGCUGCUGCCCGGACGCAACUACUCGGUCACGGUGCACGCCAUCAGCAACCACGUCGAGAGCAACGGCACCUCCAUCUACCAGGCCACAAGGCCGUCGUCGCCGAUCAUCGAGGACCUUCGGCCGACGCACAACGGGCUGAACAUCUCUUGGAAGUCGGACGUGAACUCGAAGCAGGACGAGUACGAGGUCACGUACAGCCGCAACGACACCGGCAACGUCGUCAAAACCAUCACCUCCGAGUCGAGACUGGCCCUGACGGGGCUCGAACCUGGCGCAGGGUACCACCUGCAGGUCGUCGCCAUCAGCCACGGCCUCCGCAGCGAGCCCCACAUCAACUUCCAGGCAGUUUAUCCGCAGCCGCCGAGGAACUUGACCAUCGAAAAGCUGACCAGCAACUCGGUCAUUGUCAAGUGGCAGCCGCCUUCGGAUUCCAUUUUCUCCGAAUACAUUAUUAGGCACCAAACAGACGACGGCAAGUUUUACAAAUUGCCACCUGUGAAGGUCAACGAAGCCGAGAUAACCGACAUGAUUGCCGGGGAGAAGUACCUGAUUCAGGUCAACACAGCCAGCUUUGGGGUCGAGAGCACCGACCCCCUCGAGGUCACCCAGACUGUCCAGCCGAACCCUGUGACCAACAUCGUGUCCCUGAUCGACUCGGUGAACGUGACCUUGGAGUGGCCAAAGCCCGAGGGACGCAUCGACCUGUACUCGAUCGCGUGGAAGCUGGAGGAGCAGCUGGGGGAGCCCGAGGAGGAGGAGGGGGAAGGGGAGGAGGGCAGGGCGCCGACUUCAGGCAACAAGACCAUCUCCUCGGCGGACGUGGUCGAGCUGAACGGGCGGGUGCGCGUGUUGGUCGGCGAACUGGUGCCCGGCGCCAAGUACAGCCUCCAGAUCUUCACCACCUCCCACGGGCUCAAGAGCGAGGUCACCGCCCUCACCACCAGGACAAUGCCACUGCUUCAAACGGAGAUCGUAGUGGUGAACGACCAGGAGAUCAGCGACGCCCUGACCCUGAGGUACACGAAGACGCCCAAGUCGGUGUCCCGCUUCGACACGUACCGCUUCAUGCUGUCCGACCCAAGCAUCCCGGUCAAGGAAAAGGCGGCCAACGACACCGAGACCAAGGUGACCUUCAGCGACCUGGUGCCAGGGCGGCUGUACAACAUCACCGUGUGGACAGUGUCGGACGGCGUCGAGAGUCUUCCCCUGCAGCGCCAAGACCGGCUGCAUCCGAACCCCAUCAAGUGGAUCAACGCGUCCAGGGUGACGGACACGGAGGUGACCCUGAUGUGGGACAAGCCGAACGGCGAGUACAACACCUUUGAGGUGCAGUACCUGAACCUGGACGGCGUGCUGCUGCAGAACCUGACCCUGGGCACCAGCAUCACCGUGGCGGGGCUCAAGCCGCACCGCAACUACACCUUCACCGUGGUGGUCAGGUCUGGCAGCGAGUCCUCGGCCCUGCGCAGGUCCCUCCCCGUCAGCGCCACCUUCUCCACCCAGGAGUCGGUGCCCAACAAGGUGGAGCGGUUUGUCCCGGUGCACGUCAAGCCCAAGGAGAUCGAGUUCGAGUGGUAUUUGCCGCCCAGUGACCACAACGGCAUCAUCCUCCAGUACACCAUCACCUAUGGAUUAGAGAAAUCCAACACGUGGAAGGAGGAACACUUCCAGCCGUCCGAGCUGCACGGCGUCAUCCGCAACCUGGUUCCUGGCAAGACGUACCUGUUCAAGAUCCAGGCCAAGACGAGGGUGGGCUAUGGCCCCGAGAGCCAGACCAAACUCAAAACGCCCAUUUUCGCUCCUCCGAAGCCCGGCAGCCAGGUGGUGCCGACCGAGGUGCGCAGGACUUCGAGCACCAUCCAGAUCCGCUUCCGCAAGAACUACUUCUCCGAGGAGAACGGGGAGGUCGUCGCGUACGCCAUCAUCGUGGCCGAGGACACCAGCAAGAACGCGUCCGGCCUCGAGAUGCCCAGCUGGAAGGACGUGCAGGCCUACAAUUCGUGGCCACCCUAUCAGGUGAUGGAGCCUUCGAAGCUGUUCCAGAACUCGACGGUGGAGGACUUCACGAUCGGGAGCGACGCCAACUGCGGGGGCCGCGCGGGCUACUGCAACGGCCCCCUCAAGUCGGGCACCACGUACAGCGUCAAGAUCAGGGCGUUCACCUUUGCGGACAAGUUCACCGACACCUUCUACAGCUUCCCCAUCCAGACGGACAACGACAACACGGCGUGGAUCGUCGGCUUCACCGUGCCGGUGGUGCUGCUGGCCGUGCUGCUCGUCUUCGUCAUGGCCGUGCGCAGGCGCAAGAACGUCUGCAACAACCUCGAGGCCAGACACAACGACGCCAUGUCUCUGCCGGACAGCGUCAUGGAAACCAGCCGUCCUGUGAAGCUGAAGGACUUUGCCGAGCACUACCGCAUCAUGUCGGCGGACUCGGACUUCCGGUUCAGCGAGGAGUUCGAGGAGCUGAAGCACGUGGGCCGCGAGCAGGCGUGCACGGCGGCGGACCUGCCCUUGAAUCGGCCCAAGAACCGCUUCACCAACAUCCUGCCGUACGACCACUCGCGCUUCAAGCUGCAGCCGAGCGACGACGACGAGGACGGCAGCGACUACAUCAACGCCAACUACGUGCCCGGCUGCAACUCGCCGCGCGAGUUCAUCGUCACGCAGGGCCCGCUGCACUCGACGCGCGACGACUUCUGGCGCACCUGCUGGGAGAGCAACAGCAAGGCCAUCAUCAUGCUGACCAGGUGCGUGGAGAAGGGCCGCGAGAAGUGCGACCACUACUGGCCCUACGACACGCAGCCCGUCUACUACGGCGACAUCCAGGUCACCAUCCUCAACGAGAGCCACUACCAGGACUGGAACGUCUCCGAGUUCAGGAUGUGCAGGGGCGACUCUACGCGGCUGGUGAAGCACUUCCACUUUUCGACGUGGCCGGACUUUGGCGUGCCGGACCCGCCGCAGACGCUGGUGCGUUUCGUGCGGGCGUUCAGGGACCGCGUGCCGCCCGACCAGCGGCCCGUGGUGGUGCACUGCAGCGCGGGCGUCGGCCGCUCGGGCACGUUCAUCGCGCUGGACCGGCUGCUGCAGCAGAUCAAGAAGGACGACACCGUGGACAUCUUCGGCAUCGUGUACGCCAUGCGCAAGGAGCGCGUGUGGAUGGUGCAGACGGAGCAGCAGUACAUCUGCAUCCACCAGUGCCUGCUGGCGGUGCUCGAGGGCAAGGAGAACGACUUUGGGCCGCGCGAGAUCCACGAGAACGAGGGCUUCGACGACGACGAAGGAAUUGCCGAGUCAGGCAUGUGAACUCUCUCUGCGCAGCCAUAUUGCUACUUUUAAUGAUAUUUAAUUGUUGUACUCCGAAGAAAAAUUUUGAGGAACAAACGAAAGAUCUGCAAGAACAAAACUCGGUAUUUUGUCGACGAAGCACUGAAUUGUGAUAUUACUUGUUAUCGGAAAAGGAAAUUGAAUGAGAUUCCAAAAGGGUGCCUUCUUUUUUUAUGUAAAAAUCAGCCCGUCCCGACGAUUUGUUAUUUUAACUGG
This is a messenger RNA of Neocloeon triangulifer, 5045 nucleotides long. It is a transcript of the gene Ptp10D, whose product is annotated as tyrosine-protein phosphatase 10D. Gene Ontology annotation, molecular function: protein binding; protein tyrosine phosphatase activity. NCBI's taxonomy places the organism in Eukaryota, Metazoa, Arthropoda, Insecta, Ephemeroptera, Baetidae. The coding region runs from base 180 to 4808 and encodes 1542 amino acids. Gene Ontology annotation, biological process: protein dephosphorylation. The record is from RefSeq and is a predicted model, not a curated record. The transcript is spliced from 22 exons.